GGAGGAGGAGGAGGAGGAGGAUGGUCCUGCUGUCAAACACAGAUGAACGACAGCAGCAGGUUUCAGUAGGACUCCUCCGUUUGAUAACCGCAGUCACUCCUCGGCGGCGGCGGCAGCGGCGGCGGACGAACCGGGAACCUUCAUCCGUUAAAUCCGGUCCAAACUCCGGAAGAGCCGCCGAGCGCGGAGCGGUGAUGCAGCACAGACACACACCGAGCCCGCAAACUUCAGACUGGAUUUACUAUACCACCACUGCUCUUCCUCCUCCUCCUCCUCCUCCUCCUCCUACUGCUGCUUCUGCUGUCUACAGUUUAUUAUUUAUAAUAAUCAUAAUAAAAAGAACAAUUAUGGAUUAAUUAGUGAGGAGCUUCAUUACAGCAACAGAUGGGGAAAUGUUAAAGAGCUGAGGCUGCACAGCUUCUCUGUGGAUCUGACUUAUAACUUCCUGUCAGCUGGACAUACAAAUACUGCUUCCACCCCGUCACACAUCCUGAAGCCAGCAUGCCCAUCAUCAGUAAUGCCAACCACGACUUCAGCACCUACUCCAUCAGCAGUGAUGACAGCAGCCUCGACCGCUUCUUCACCGAGAUCCCGGAGACUGAAACCAUCAAGGGCGUUUACUUCCAGCGCGCCCAGCUGCUCCGCGACCGCAAGGCCUCGUAUGUGGUCGACCACACCCUGCAGGUCCUCAUCAACGUCGGGGGAAACCGCUACACCUUCCCCUGGAGCACCUUGGAGCAGUUCCCCCAGAGUCGUCUGGGACGCCUCCGCUUCUGCACCACGCCCGAGGAGAUCGCACGGCUCUGCGACGACUACGACGAGACGUGCCAGGAGUACUUCUUCGACCGAAACCCGACAGCCUUCAGGGUCAUCCUCAACUUCCUGGCUGCAGGCAAACUGCGUCUGCUUCGGGAACUGUGCGCCGUGUCGCUGCACGAUGAGCUCGACUACUGGGGCGUGGACCCGGGCCACAUGGAGCGCUGUUGCCGUCGCCGUAUGAUCACCCGUGUAGAGGAGGUGGCUGAGCGAGAGCGCAAGGAAGAGGAGUGGAGGCAGAAGAGGGUGAUACUGAAGAAAAGCACCACGCAUACCGAAAAGGGCUAUCGUCGAGUUAUCUGGAUGCUGCGAGAAGUGGUGGAAAACCCUCAGUCGGGGUUGGCUGGGAAGAUUUUUGCCUGCCUCUCUGUCGUCAUGGUUCUGGUCACCGUCAUCAGCCUGUGCAUCAGCACCAUGCCCGACCUCAGAGACGAAGAGACCAGGGGCGAGUGCUCCCAGAAGUGUCGCAAUAUGUUUGUGGUGGAGUCGAUCUGCGUGGCGUGGUUCACUUUGGAGUUCGUGCUGCGAUUCUUCAACGCUCAGAGCAAGCUGGCCUUCGCUCGCGGUCCACUCAACAUCAUCGACGCCAUCGCCAUCCUUCCGUACUACGUGUCCCUGGUGGUCGACGUCAGAGAUGAGUCGCAGGAGGACGUCAUCAUGGGUGCCGGCAGAGGCUACCUGGACAAGCUGAGUCUGAUCCUGCGCCUCCUGCGGGCGCUGAGGAUCCUGUACGUGAUGCGGUUGGCUCGCCACUCUCUAGGGCUGCAGACUUUAGGACUGACGAUGCAGCGCAGCAUUAGGGAGUUCGGCCUGCUGCUGCUGUUCGUCUGCGUGGCCGUGGCCCUCUUCUCGCCUCUGGUCCACCUAGCGGAGAGUGAACUGGCGCCGUUUGCCGCCACGCACCCCCAACACAGCUUCAGCAGCAUCCCGGCCUCCUACUGGUGGGCCAUCAUCUCCAUGACGACGGUGGGCUACGGCGACAUGGUGCCGCGCAGCAUCCCCGGACAGAUAGUGGCGCUGACCAGCAUCCUGAGCGGCAUCCUCAUCAUGGCGUUCCCCGCCACGUCCAUCUUCCACACCUUCUCCCGCUCCUACCAGGAGCUGAAGCAGGAGUACGAGCGGCUGUGGAAGGAAGAGAGAGGCGAGGAAAUCGCUGCAGAGUCGGAGGAGAGUUGGUCCAAAGUCGAGUUGUCACCAGAUGAGCUCACGUCCGCGUCCAAGGACGAUAACGACGGCCUGUCGCCACGCAGGAGUCAUCAGUCCACACUUCCAUCUACAGCUUUCUGAGCGGGAAGAGAGCAGCCAGACACUUUUAUUCAGUAAUUAUGUGUUAAAAAUGGUGACAACAUACUCGACCCUAUAUAAGCACAUUUAGACUGUUAUAUUGUGGAUUACACUUCCUGUUCUGGAUUCAUGCUUUAACCCUUAAAGGACCAGUGUGUGGGAUUUAGUGACAUCUAGUGGUGAAGCUGCAGAUUGCAACCAACUGAAUACUCCCCUGUAAUGAAGCUUUAGCUUUAGCUUAGCCUCGACUCCCAGGUUGGUAAUCUAGAGUCAGUGUUUGGUUCGUCUGUUCUGGGCUACAGUAGAAACAAUCUGUAGAUAAUAACUCAUUCUAAGGUAACAAAGACACAAUGAUUCUUAUAUUCAGGUGAUUAUACACUAAAUGUUACACACUGGACCUUUAAAGCUGACUCUAUCUUGUACCUAUCAGGUUAUAUUGAGCUCUUUUCACAUCAGCAAAUACAUUACCUGCAGCACUAAAUAAUAAACCUCUGCUUAAAGUGUGAAGACUUUCACAUGUAAAUUAACUUUUACUUUUGCCAAAAAAGUUCACACAAUGCUGAUUAAGCGUAUCACUGCCAGGUAAACCUGUUUAUCACAGAGCUCCGGUAAUGAAGGAGGAGACACAAGUUCCACACUGCAGGUUUAAAGCUUCAUUUCAUUCUCUUUGUGUAAGAAAAUAUAUAAAAUAUAUAAUCUUACUGCAAUUAUUCUCGCCAUAACCUCGGAUACUAGAAUUCACAUAACGUUAGCUGUUAGCCGUUGGCAUCUGUCCCUUUACAACCUCCAACGUUUUGAGUUUUCAUUUUACGUUUGUGUUUUAUUCAGAAACAAGAAGCUCGUAAGGUUUGCGUUAACGUUAUCACUGAUUCCCGCUAGACGUUCGUUUUUAUUCAUGUUAUUUUAACGGGAAAAUGAGGGGUAGUGUUAGAUCUUUCAUGGGUCCAGUUGUAGAGACGUAUUCUUGUAGACCAACGCAGAAGAUUUUGAAUUAUUGCUCUAAAGAAGCUUUGUGUCGAACAAACAAGAUAAUCUUUACAAAUGAACACAACUUUUAGCCACUUGUUAGCAACCGCCUAUUUUAAGACCCGUAAAAGAUACAAAAUCUACGUUUGAGGUAUUUACUGACACAUUUUAUGUAUUAUAUAUAUAUAUAUAUAUAUAAACUUGAAAAUCUCUUAAGCUUGUGUUAACCGCAGACAUUAUUUCAAGCAUCUAACCAAAAGCCUGUUGUGUUUGAGGAACGUGAACCGGAAGUUCAACAAUGCUAAUGUCUGUGUUGUAGGACUCAUUCCUCUUUAACCAGACAACAAACACUCCUGUAACCUUAAAACUUUACUCCGGGACAGGUUAAACUGUUUGUAAGUGAAGUAAUAAACUGUUCUUGUACCCGCAGACAGAUAUUACACACAUUAAAUAAUAGUACAGACAUCGUUAGUAGUACCGCACCCGCUGGAGAACAACAACAUUACUACUACAGAUGUCACUACAGAUAAAUUAAUAAAACUCAAAUUAUUUCUUUUUUGUGAUUUAAAUUUUGGCCAAGUCAAAACAAAUAUAAGGACAUAUACAAAUAUUAGUUUAAUUUCAAGACAAAACAAUUAUUUAUACGUUAAAACAAACGACUCAUAAAUGUGUUUUCACGUCACCGACUCUUAAAUUGUGGAUGUUGUAGUGUCUUUGUUGUUAUCAGAGGACAAUAAGUUCAACACUGUGAAAGAUUAAACAGCACAACUGUCUCAGUUUCCGAGGGAAUCGAUGUGUAAAAUGACGUUCAGCAGUUUGUGUGUUUAACUCUCCUUUAAUGUUUAAAUCCUUUUAAUGUUUAAAUCCUUUAAUGUGCAGAUUUCUGUCAUCCUGUAGCUCCUCUAGAGUCGCUGUUUGUUUAACUUCCAGUCAUUUUUAAAAUUAAAAUAAACUAUUUUA
This is a messenger RNA of Dicentrarchus labrax (European seabass), 4026 nucleotides long. Its product is annotated as potassium voltage-gated channel subfamily G member 4-like. The transcript is spliced from 3 exons. Lineage: Eukaryota; Metazoa; Chordata; Actinopteri; Moronidae. Gene Ontology annotation, molecular function: protein binding; delayed rectifier potassium channel activity. Gene Ontology annotation, biological process: potassium ion transmembrane transport; protein homooligomerization. Bases 502 to 2103 code for a protein of 533 amino acids. Gene Ontology annotation, cellular component: voltage-gated potassium channel complex; membrane. The record is from RefSeq and is a predicted model, not a curated record.